Sus scrofa (pig) is the source of this 1896-nucleotide messenger RNA. The record is from RefSeq and is a predicted model, not a curated record. Lineage: Eukaryota; Metazoa; Chordata; Mammalia; Artiodactyla; Suidae.
AUCUGUGAAUAUGUUAACAAUUAUCUGGAAAUUUAUAAGAGUUCUGCAACUGUUCACUGAAGUCUCUAUGAUGUUGCUUAAGAGCUCAUGUCCCAUAUAUGUGAUAUCAUUUUUACAUGUUCUUUCAGUAAGGAUAACCUUAUGGAUGAAUUCUAAAUGACUAAACCUCUGUGUAUGUGGUGUGAGUGUGUGUGUGUGUGCAUGUGUGUUUGUGUUUAGCAUAUAGUUAGCCCAGAAUAAGUUCCCAUUUAAUGUGAGCUACCACCUUUAAAGUUAUACAAAUAAAUGAAUGGACAAAUAUGUAGAAAAGUAGAUCUGUUAAGGAUGAUAUAAUCUCGUUUGGAUGGCUCAUUGGCAUUAGAAAGUAAAGAGUUAUGUUCUUUAUGACUUAAGUGAUAUUUCACUGUGAUACCUAAUACCCUAUCUUUCAAACCAAUAUACCAAAUAAAGAUGAAAGUAAUAUUAAAGAUAAGCUUUUAUAGAGGAAAAAAGUCUGUGAAAGUGGAUUCUUGGAAAUAGAGCUUUUGCUUCAAUGGAAUCAUACUUUCCCUUGAUUUGUUUUCUUCGGUAACAGGUUUUCACCUAUCAGUCAGGACAAUGGAUGUGGCCAACAAGUCUACAGUUUGUGAAUUUGUUUUGCUAGGACUCUCUAAUUCCUGGAAACUACAGAUGUUUUUCUUCGUGGUGUUUUCAGUGUUUUAUGUGGCUACAAUGGUGGGUAAUAGCCUCAUAAUCAUCACAGUUAUAGCUGACUCUCACCUACACUCUCCUAUGUAUUUCCUGCUUGCCAACCUUUCCAUCAUUGAUAUGUCUCUUGCUUCAUUUGCUGCCCCUAAGAUGAUUACAGACUACCUCACUGGACACAGAAACAUCUCCUUUGAUGGCUGCAUCAUCCAGAUAUUUUUUCUACACCUUUUUACCAGUACUGAGAUUAUUUUGCUUAUGGCUAUGUCUUUUGAUCGGUAUACAGCAAUAUGUAAGCCUCUCCGCUAUGCUUCAAUUAUAAGUCCCCAGGUGUGUGUUGCUCUUGUGAUGGUUUCCUGGGUUGUCGGGGUCAUGCAUUCAAUGAGCCAGGUUAUAUUUGCUCUCACGUUACCAUUCUGUGGUCCUAAUGAAGUAUAUAGCUUUUUGUGUGACCUUCCUGUGGUGUUCCAGCUGGCAUGUGUGGAUACUUAUGUACUGGGCCUCUUUAUGAUCUCAGCUAGUGGCAUAAUUGCCUUGUCCUGCUUUAUUCUUUUAUUCAAUUCUUAUGCGAUUGUCCUGGUUACUAUCAAGAAACAUUCUUCAAAAGGAUCAUCUAAGGUCCUUUCUACUUGCACAGCUCAUUUCAUUGUUGUUUUCAUGUUCUUUGGGCCCUGCAUCUUCAUCUACAUGUGGUCACUAAGCAGUUUUCUGAUAGACAAGGUCCUGUCUGUGUUUUAUACCAUCUUUACUCCCAUUCUAAACCCAGUAACCUAUACUUUGAGAAAUCAGGAAGUGAAGACAGCUAUGAGGAAACUGAAGAAUAAGCUUCUGAAUUCUAACAAGACAAUGCCUUUGCAUUAUUUUUAGUUUUAACUUCUAGUUUUAUUCCUGGGCAUUAAAGUGUCACAAUGUUUGUAUACACAGCCUGUGUUAAGCUCUUAUUUCUGUGGUUCCUAAUUGCAAUUGUCAAAAUUUGUGAAAGCACAAGAUAAAUUCAUGUUAAAACUAUUCUCAUACAUAUAUUUUAAAUUUUAGAAAAGCAAGUUGGCAGAAGGAGUUUCACCAAGAAAUAAAGAAGAAGAUCUAUAAAAAUGCCAAGAUUGAUUGUCUCAGGAGAUUCAAUACUAACAUUCUAUUUAUUGGAAAAGAGGAAAAGAAAAUAAGAAGAGAAAGUAGAUAUCAAAAAAAGAACUAGGGGAUUCUCAUGUGGUG